GAGGGCGACCUGACGCUGUGGUGUAGGCUCCUCUUGCCCGGCGCGGUCAAACGAAUUUACAACCUACAGAGCAAAGCUUUGAUAAAACUGUUCGGGCGGAUACUCCAGCAAGACGAGGACGCGAUGCUGGAGGAUCUGGAGCAGGGGGACGUAGCCAUGACCAUCAAAAGGUUUUUCGAGAGUAGCUCGGCUGUCGAACCCCGCGCGACGAGUGACCUCACCUUACAGGAGGUUGACGAGUUUUUAGAAAAAUUAUCCACGCUGACCAAGGAAGACGAGCAAACCUACCACUUCAAGUCCAUAUUGAACAGGUGUACAGCCGAUGACCUGAAAAUGAUCAUUCGCUUGAUAAAGCACGACUUGAGGAUCAACGCCGGGCCGAAGCACAUUCUGGGUGCCGUCCACGAUGACGCCUACGCGGCGUUUCAGGCGUCGAGGGAUCUCCCCGGCAUCCUGCAUCGUUUUCGGGGAGUUUCCUCCUCGUCGCCUUCGGCGUGCGGACCGGAAAUCGGCAAAGCCGCGACUCUGGCGCUGAUGACCCCGGUCCUACCGAUGCUCGCCGAGCCUUGCAAGUCCGUCGAGAUGGCAAUGCAGAAAUGUCCAAAUGGUAUGCUGUCCGAAGUCAAGUACGACGGCGAGCGGGUGCAGGUCCACAAAAGGGGCAGCAGUUUCCUCUACUUCAGCCGCUCGCUGAAACCAGUUUUAUCUCACAAAGUGAACUUUUUAAAAGAGUACAUACCGAAAGCCUUCCCGCACGGCGAUGAUCUAAUACUCGAUUCGGAAAUUCUCAUGGUAGACGCGCGAGACGGCAAACCUCUUCCUUUCGGAUCACUGGGUGUUCACAAGCGGAGCGAGUUUAAGGAUGCAAAUGUGUGUCUCUUUGUUUUUGACAUUAUCUACUACAAUGGAGAAUCACUGUUGAAUCGAACAAUGAAAGAAAGAAGAAAACUGUUGGAGCAAAAAAUGACGCCCAUAGAAAACAGAAUAAUGCUGUCGGAAACUCAGGAAAUCAAGGAUUCACGAAAACUGGCGGAAAUGAUAGCCAAAGUGUUCAAACUUCGCUUGGAGGGCCUGGUGUUGAAGGACGUUGACAGCAAGUACGAGCCGGGGAAAAGGCACUGGUUGAAGGUAAAGAAGGAUUAUUUGUUUCAAGGGAACAUGGCCGAUAGCGCAGAUCUCGUAGUGCUCGGCGCUUGGUACGGCACCGGGAAAAAAGGUGGCAUCAUGUCGGUAUUUUUGAUGGGUUGCCAUGAUCCUGAUAAAGAUGUUUGGCUGACAGUUACAAAGGUGCACGGAGGUCACGACGACGCAACACUUGCCGAACUUCAAACUACCCUGGACAUGGUGAAAAUAGGAAAAGAUCCGAAUCUGUUGCCCAAAUGGCUGAAAGCGAAUAAAGCUAUGGUACCCGAUUUCGUGGCAAAAGAUCCCAAGAAACAACCAGUGUGGGAAAUAACAGGAGCUGAAUUCACGAACCAAGGCCAGCACACGGCCGACGGCAUCAGCAUACGCUUCCCACGCGUCACGCGCAUACGUGAUGACAAAGACUGGAAGACGGCCACUAACCUGCCAGAGCUUCGCACCCUCUUCAAAAACAGCGCAGAUUCGGUGGAUUACUCGCUCCUCCUUGGCACGCAAGCCGACACCGCUUCUGGUAAGCGUCCGUUGGACAGUGAAAACGAGUCCCCAAAGAGAAAAUCACCGAAGAAACAAGGACGAUCCGAGAAUGGAGAAGCUUCGACGUCCAGAGCAGACUACUCGCGAGCCGCCACCACUUCCAGUAAGCGACCGUUGAACAGCGACGAUGAGUCCCCGAGGAAAAAGUCAUCGAAGAAACGAAGACGGUUCGGAGAUGAAGCAUCGACGUCCAAACCAGAUUACUCGCUCCUCCUUGGCUUAAAAACUGACUCGGAUUCCAGUAAGCGUCCGGUAAAAAAUAACAGUAAGUCGAAACAAGGCUGGUCCAGAGCUGGAGAAGCCUCGACGUCCAGACGGGACACUCGGAUGUCGGAUGACGAAGGGUCUUGCAGCGGCUCCGAUGUUAAUUUCAGUGCGACAACUAGCAAAGAUAUCGAGUCAAAGACGAAUGAGACCAAAAGGCUGUUUACCAAAAAAUCACCAGUAAAAUCAUCCAGUAAGGUGAUAUCGGAGUACUUUAAACGAUCCCCCGAGCACACAAACAAGGACGAGCUGGACCGAGCUGACGUGAACGACAGAUCUGACGAGGAGGGCAAAGCAGAAUUUUAUUCCUUCAUCGGCAUGGAUUACAUCGAGUACAGCGCGGCAGGUAGUCCCUUGAAUUGGGUCGAAGGUAGAAAGCCACCGAAGCAUCUGCCGAAAGAAGCAAAACCUAUAUCAGAGCGCGAUGAAGAUAAAAUGAGGUCGCGCUGUUUACUGUACAAUACCCGUAUUUAUUUAGCUAAUGACCUUGAUCGAGAGAGAAGACAAGCUAUUCAGCGAACUCUGAAGACACUCGGUGCAACGGUCCUUCCCGAGGUAGAACAAUCUCGAGCGACAUACGUAAUUCACGGACGUUCUCAGGUCCCUUCCACGAUUUUAUCCGAGCCCACGAAUGUGCCAAAGUCAGCUAGACACGUGACAGAGUCCUGGAUAGACGAUACAGCUGCUAAGAGUAAAAUUGCAAACGCCGAGAAUCACGCGGUUACUUUGUUCGGGGUUUAUUGUUCCUGUCGGUGUCCACAUAUGGAGGAUUAAUUUGUGGACUUGUUUUUUUAGUGAACUCUAAGACCGUCAUUCGAUUAAAACUUUCGCUCAAUAAUCGUAUCGAGAAUAUUGUAAGAAAAAUCAUGGAUUCUUUAUUUUUGUAUCAAUUGUACAAUAAAA
Messenger RNA from Copidosoma floridanum, 2844 nucleotides. It is a transcript of the gene DNAlig3, whose product is annotated as DNA ligase 3. Lineage: Eukaryota; Metazoa; Arthropoda; Insecta; Hymenoptera; Encyrtidae. Gene Ontology annotation, molecular function: DNA binding; DNA ligase (ATP) activity; ATP binding. The record is from RefSeq and is a predicted model, not a curated record. Gene Ontology annotation, biological process: lagging strand elongation; DNA biosynthetic process; DNA recombination. Gene Ontology annotation, cellular component: nucleus; DNA ligase III-XRCC1 complex.